CACUGAACGAAUAUUACGGAGAUAGGCAAAAUUCGAGGACCAGCGAAAUUUGAACCGGCGAAACUAAAUUCAGUAAUUGCACAGCGAAGCAUUGGCACCUGACUGUAUUGAAAGGACAUCAAUUAAAAUAUAUAUCGGAUGAUAAGGAGUUCUAAUUGAGAUAUCACAGCCCAAGAGAAGAUGCCCUGUUUUGACAAGCAGAAGAAAUGGGUGUUGAACCAUCUUCCUGGUCAGUCUGAUAAGAAGGAGGUGAGCAGUGGUGAGAUGGAGAAAGCUCUAGAGGCUGAAAGACCUGCAUCCUAUAAUGAUACAGGUGAAGAGGAAGGAGAUGAGAACACAGAACGAGGCAACUGGACCAGACAACUUGACUUUGUGCUGUCAUGUGUUGGAUAUGCUGUCGGCCUUGGCAAUCUCUGGAGGUUUCCAUAUAUCUGUAUGCUUAACGGAGGAGGUGCCUUCCUGAUCCCUUACUUCACAUUCCUGAUCAUCUGUGGCAUUCCUCUGUUCUUCAUGGAGCUCACCUUGGGUCAGUUCUCCAGUCUCAGUCCCAUCUCUGUCUGGAAGAUGUGCCCAUUGUUCAAAGGUUUAGGCUGGGGCAUGGUGCUUGUAUCAGGUAUCGUGUGUGUCUACUAUAAUGUUAUCAUCACCUGGUGUCUCUACUAUCUCAUCAUGUCCUUUACCUCCAAGCUCCCCUGGGGCUCUUGUGACAACAGCUGGAACACCGACUUGUGUGCCACUUCUACAGGGAACAAGACAGAAUUUACAAAUAUGACUAUUAGUAACGUCACUGAUCAGUCGAGUGUGUACAGCAUGGUGACAGCAGUUACUGAAAUGACGGGGAACUUCACAAAUGUAACAAUGGGAAAUGUAACAGAAGUUAAAAAGAUGACAUCCGCUGAGGAAUAUUGGCAAUAUAACACUCUUGAGAUGACAAAGAGCAUGAAUGAACUUGGUGGGAUCAGAUGGCAGCUUCUGCUGUGCCUGGUACUAUCUUGGGUACUUGUCUUUGUAUGUCUUUGCAAGGGUGUCAAAUCAUCAGGCAAGGUGGUCUAUGUAACUGCAACUGCCCCCUAUAUCUUUCUAGUCAUCCUCCUCAUUAGAGGCCUAUUAUUGCCAGGAGCCAUGGAUGGAAUAAAGUUUUAUGUCACUCCAGAUUUCAAAAGACUACUUGACUACAAGGUGUGGGUAGAGGCUUGCCUACAAAUAUUCUACUCCCUGGGUCCUGCCUGGGGUGGCCUAAUCACAAUGUCAAGCUACAACAAGUUCCACAAUAAUGUAUACAGGGAUGCCAUAUUCGUACCUUGUGUAAACUGUGGCUCCAGUUUCUUUGCUGGUUUUGUCAUAUUCAGUGUCCUGGGCUUUAUGGCCAAAGAAUCUGGGCUAAAUGUUAAAGAUGUUGUAAAACCAGGUCCUGGAUUAGCAUUCUCUGCCUACCCACAGGCAAUCACAAAGCUCCCCAUAUCCCCCCUCUGGGCCGUCAUGUUCUUCUUCAUGUUAUUAACCCUGGGGCUGGAUACACAGUUUGGUAUGUUUGAGACUCUUACAAGUGCUUUUGUGGAUGAGUUCCCUGGACUGCUAAAGGGCAAGAAGUUACGAUUCACAAUAUUCAUUUGUGUCAUACAAUUUUUAGCAGGAUUGAUAUUCAUAACACGGGCUGGAAUAUAUUUCUUUGUUUUAUUUGACUGGUACUCAGCAGCUUUCUCAGUAAUGGUUAUCUCUUUGCUGGAGUGUGUCGCUGUUGCAUGGGUAUAUGGGGUGGAUCGCCUAUACUAUGACAUUGAACUGAUGAUUGGUUAUAAGCCCUCCAUUAUCUGGAAAGUUUGCUGGCGUUUUAUUACCCCUAUAAUUAUGUUGGUAAUCUUAGGGUUUACAAUAGGCACAAUGAAUGAGCCAAAGUAUGGAGAUUACACAUUACCACGUUGGGCUAUUGCUCUCGGAUGGUGUGUUGCUAUGGUUUCUAUUAUACCAAUACCUGGAAUUGCUAUUUACAAGAUCAUAAAGGAGAAAGGAACACUUCGUCAGAGGCUCUGGAAGUUGACCCGACCAGAGGAUGAUUGGGGUCCAGCAUUGCAGAAAUAUCGCAAGACCUAUAAAUACAGCAAAAACUAUAAUUCUGCAAAUAAUGGAGAGCUCCACAAUCUAUACCCUGUUACAACGACCAUAAAUACAGGAAUUACUCCACCAACUAACGACAAAGUAGAUAAUGUAUAGACUGAAGAAAUGUAUAGACUGAAGAAGAAGCUAGAAGUUGUGUAUAUUUUCUGUUGUUGAGAAUAGAAAGCAACUAAUCUGUGCGAGGGGAGAUUGGAAAGUCUGCAUGCAUAUUUCAGAAGUAUUACAUUGAAUUCCAAUACCCUACAUCUUGAAUCUAAUUUGACAAAAAUGAAAAGACAACCUAUUGUUAUAAGUUACCUAAGAUGUCUGCCUAUUGAGUGUCCCCUCUCAUUAAUUAAUGCCAGGGACCAUUUAAAGGAAAACCUUUGUCAAAGACUGAAUAAUUGUGGGUCUGUUAUAAAAAUGUCACGAAAACCAUAUUGCUGGUUGAUACAGAUAAAAUUUGAAAUGGAUAUAGAGAUGACUUUGAUCUUAUUGAUUUUAGGAAAAUAUCCAUAUGACAAUUUUAUUGCUGAUUGAGAUAUGGUUGAAUAUUAUGAUAUAACAUGUACUCCCAAUGGAUCGUUGAAGUGUGUGUAUACUUUGAAACUGUUACUAUGUAGAAAUUAUUAAGAAUGUUAUUGCCAUAUAUUAUAAAUUUUGAUGCAAUUUACGAUGAGGCUGUGAAAAAUCUAUAUUAAUGUUGUCCCAGUACUGUGUCACAUUUAAUGUGUAUUUGUACAUAGUGUAGGCCAUAAAACAGGGUGUGGCCUGAGAAUUCAAAUCAUGCUGAAAUUAAUGCCUGGUCUGUUACUGAUCUGUCCCAUCUCCCGAGUGACUUAUUUUAGACCAUUUUCUGGAUAUUCUUGUUCAUUGUAAAAUCUGGACAGUGAUCAAUAUACAAAUUCUUGUGCUAUACCUUGCUUUGUUAUCACACAAUGCUUGAUCAGGUAUUAUGUAGUAAUCUAUCAAUUGACCAACUUGGUUCAACCAUCACAGAUAGAUCAUGUCUAAAUAUCCAUACAAAAUAAAUUAAUGCAUAUUUUGUCAUAAGUAAUUUAUCUGAAAAGAUACCUGAUUAUCAUUUUCAAAUCCAAAAUUAGCAAAAAGUCUUAUUUCAAAGGAUAAAAUGACAUUUAUUAAAAUAUGUAUGGCGUGCAUGAUAAGUGCUUUUUCUCAUUAAAGUUAAUUUAUACUAGGGUUGAUCUAUAUUAUGCAGAGUAUCAGCAUAUUGUCAAAAAUGAAAAAAUGAGUACAAUAUUCUGCCAAAUUUUGGUUACCUAUAAUAUGUGGUGUGAUUGUCCACAUGUGGUAUAAUACUUGUAUGAUUUAUUUUCCAGAUGUGUUUUAAUACCCCAUGGAAUCAUAAGUCAAAAUGCUCCAGUGUUUUUUGAUAUUUAAAGUUUUACAUUUAGAUCUUCCCUUGUAUAAUUAAAAUGACUCAUUACAAUUAAAUAUGCAACAACUGAAGGCUGUGAACUUUUGUAUUGAAGAUUUUACGCAUUACAUACAUAUAUAUGUAAAACUAAUUAUAAAAUUGUAGACAUGUAGUUGUAAUUGUAAAAAUAUGUUUGAAUGUUGUCAGGUUAAACAUAAGUUGUUAUCGAUCUGGCUUAUUAAGUUGAACCUUUUUCACAUAGGCUUGCAUCAUGAGGGCAACAUGGAUAUAUAGCUAGGGCAUCACCCAUAUAUGGGGAAACACAGAUAUAUUGGGAAACACAGAUAUAUAGGGCAGCUCAGAUAAAAGGGGCAGCAC
Molecule: messenger RNA, 3850 nt
Organism: Owenia fusiformis
Lineage: Eukaryota; Metazoa; Annelida; Polychaeta; Sabellida; Oweniidae
Source: the annotation of a GenBank genome assembly